UAUCUCUACUCAAUCUCGAUUAUAUUAAAAAGUGAAAAUGUUCAAACUAUCGGAACUGGUUAAAUGGCUCGGAUUGUCCGAAUUCGAGAUUUUCACAAAUUUAUUAACUUUAUGGAUUUUUACGAUGCUGCUGUCGAUAAGACUGGGCGGCUAUCUACCCGAUCUCGAUUGGUUCGGUAUAUUUUCGCCAUUAUUUUGCAGCGAUCUGGGCAAUGCAUACUUUUGUGUAAUUGUCGGCAUUCGAAUGUUUUUGAACAACGAUAACCGGCGCAAGUCAUUCAAUCGGUUCUUUUGGUCGUUGAAAUUUUUGAUAUUGACGGUCGUUUUUAAGUAUUUACUUUGUAGAAAAUUGUCGGGCGAACAGAAUUUGGAUUACUUUGAAGUGUUUGCUCCGUUAUUUGUGUUACUUCAAUUGAUUGCUGUGCGAGCGUGUCAACUUUCCAAUGCGAAUUGAAAGCAACGGUCGUUCGAAAGAUAAACUGUUUAUUGAACUGUACAUGAAGAUUUUAUAAUGGAAAUUAAAAUUAAUUUUUCUAAAAA
Messenger RNA from Bradysia coprophila, 540 nucleotides. Its product is annotated as transmembrane protein 203. Lineage: Eukaryota; Metazoa; Arthropoda; Insecta; Diptera; Sciaridae. Gene Ontology annotation, cellular component: endoplasmic reticulum. The record is from RefSeq and is a predicted model, not a curated record. Gene Ontology annotation, biological process: intracellular calcium ion homeostasis.